CGACCUCCACCCACGAAGACACCUCGAUGACCACAUAGCCUCUCUCUCUCUCCGCUCUCCUCCUCCAGACAAAGGCGCCACCGCCACAGCGCCGGUUUCAUUCCCUUCCUCUCGCCCGGCCACGAGGUGUCGCGGGCCCGAAUCGCCGUCGCAAUCGCUGAAGGUUUUCUUUUGCCGAGGGAGUGAAUCCUUCUAUAAGUUAUGCAUGUCACUCCCUGGGGCACAUGUUGAUGAUCUGGAUGCACUUUCUUGUUGCAGAGGACCUAUAUCAUCGUAUGACACUAGUACCAUCAAUGACAAAAGGCUCUUAGUUAAUCUGGUCAAUAGACAGGAUACUCUUGCUUGUAGUCCACAUGUUAGCUUCAAAGUUGCCGAGGUUAUACUUCCCAAUGGGGACAAAUAUUAUGGAACGCUACUGGGUAAUGUGCCAGAGGGAUCCGGGAAGUACAUUUGGAGCGAUGGUUGUAUUUACGAGGGUGAGUGGAGGAGAGGGAUGAGGCAUGGGCGUGGGAACAUCACAUGGCCUUUAGGAGCUGUUUAUGAUGGAGAAUUUUCUGGUGGAUACUUGCAUGGAAAUGGAACCUAUACUGGGCCAGACAACUUGAGUUACAAGGGGCGGUGGAAACUGAAUCUCAGACAUGGACUGGGAUAUCAAACACAUCCUAGUGGAGACAUCUUUGAAGGAUCUUGGAUCCAGGGAGUGAUAGAAGGCCAUGGUAAGUAUACUUGGCCUAAUGGAAACAUGUAUGUUGGCGAUAUGAAAGGAGGAAAAAUGUCAGGUACGGGUAUUCUUACCUGGAAAAAUGGUGAUACAUAUGAAGGUAACUGGCUGGACGGAAUGAUGCAUGGUUUUGGAGUGUAUACUUGGAUUGAUGGUGGUUGCUAUGUUGGAACAUGGACCAGAGGUUUGAAGGAUGGAAAAGGGUUCUUUUAUCCAAAAGGAAGCAAAAUUCCAACUGGACAAGAACUGUACCUUAAUGCUCUAAGAAAGCGAGGAUUGUUACCUGAUUUCAAGAGACAACACCAUGGUGCACGUAUCCUUCAUGCUUCAUCUGUUGAUAUGGGAAAGAUGAAGGUUAUUGAAGCUCAAGAAUCAGAUAGUAGCUUGACUAUAAGUAUACCUAAAGGGCGAUCAAUAAAUUUCGACCGGUCUCGGGCCAAACAUGUAUUGGAACGACGGUGGAGCCUUGAGGUUGCCAUAGAAAAAGUUAUUGGACAUGUUACCACACUAGAAUCUGUUGCGGAAAAUGAUGAAAAAGUGAUCGAUAUGAACAUUCCAAUCCUUGAGAGGGAGUACAUGCAAGGAGUUUUAAUUAGUGAGAUAGUAAUCAACAACAGCUUUUUAAUGUCACCUAGAAAAGGAAAAAGGCGUCAGAAGAGACUGAUGAAGGAGAUAAAAAAGCCAGGAGAGACAAUAAUAAAAGGUCAUAGGAGUUAUGAUCUAAUGCUCAGCCUGCAGCUUGGAAUUAGGUAUACCGUAGGAAAAAUUACACCAAUACAAAGGCGUGAAGUUCGUGCCUCGGACUUUGGGCCUAGAGCAAGCUUUCGGAUGAACUUUCCAAGAGAAGGUUCACAGCUCACACCUCCUCAUUGUGCAGAAGAUUUUAAAUGGAAAGACUAUUGUCCGAUGGUGUUCAGAAAUUUACGUGAGAUGUUCAAGAUUGAUACUGCAGACUAUAUGAUGUCAAUUUGUGGAUGUGCUGCACUUAGGGAGCUCUCUUCCCCAGGGAAGAGUGGCAGCAUCUUUUUUCUUUCUCAGGAUGACCGGUUCAUGAUUAAGACCCUCCGUAAAUCUGAAGUUAAGGUCUUGUUGCGAAUGCUUCCCGACUACUACCAUCACGUGCGUACUUAUGAGAACACACUUAUCACAAAAUUUUUUGGUCUUCAUAGGGUUAAGCCUUCUGGUGGGCAAAAGUUCCGGUUCGUUGUAAUGGGAAACAUGUUUUGCACAGAAUUGAGAAUUCAUCGGAGAUUCGACUUAAAAGGAUCAUCGUUAGGGCGGUCAACAGACAAUGUUGAAAUAGAUGAGAACACAACCCUUAAAGACUUGGAUCUGGAUUACUCCUUUUACUUGGAACCUUCUUGGAGAGAUGCUUUACUCAAACAAAUUGAAACGGACAGUAGGUUUUUGGAGACCCAGCACAUAAUGGAUUACAGCCUGUUACUAGGUGUGCAUUAUAGAGCCCCACGACACCUGCAAUCCUACGUAUCUUAUCAUCGAAGUAUGACACCAGACAGAUUAACUGUUCAAUCCGAGGAAGAUGCACAAGAGGAUGAGAUCUCCAAGUACCCACAAGGCCUUGUUUUAGUCCCACGAGCAAGUGAGGAGAGUGUGGUGGUGGGUCCUCAUAUAAGAGGAAGUCGCUUGCGGGCCUCAGCUGCUGGUUUCGAGGAAGUGGAUCUGCUUCUUCCAGGGACAGCAAGGCUCCAAAUCCAGCUGGGAGUCAACAUGCCAGCGAGGGCGGAGCGAAAGUGGAGGAGACAGGAUGAGGACGACGGAACAACCACCGAGGUGUUUGAUGUGGUUCUAUAUCUUGGGAUCAUCGACAUCCUGCAGGAGUACAACAUGGGCAAGAAGAUGGAACACGCCUACAAGUCGCUCCAGUUCGAUUCUCUUUCCAUCUCCGCGGUGGACCCCCACUUCUACUCCCGACGCUUCCUCGAGUUUAUCCAAGCAGUCUUUCCCGGGAAUGCACAGUGAGUUUUCUCUGUUUUAGGAUUUGUAGCUAAAAAUGGAUGGUUCUCGAUGACCACGGGAUGAUGGUUGGGAUAAUCAUUAGCUUUUGCCUACAUUGGGAAACCAAAGAGAAGAUAUAUAUCCAAACAAAACCAGCAGCUUUUUUUUUUAUUACAGAGCAAAAUUGAUUGAUCA
This is a messenger RNA of Musa acuminata AAA Group (dessert banana), 2872 nucleotides long. Its product is annotated as phosphatidylinositol 4-phosphate 5-kinase 9-like. The transcript is spliced from 9 exons. Gene Ontology annotation, biological process: phosphatidylinositol phosphate biosynthetic process. Gene Ontology annotation, cellular component: plasma membrane. Gene Ontology annotation, molecular function: ATP binding; 1-phosphatidylinositol-4-phosphate 5-kinase activity. The record is from RefSeq and is a predicted model, not a curated record. Lineage: Eukaryota; Viridiplantae; Streptophyta; Magnoliopsida; Zingiberales; Musaceae. The coding region runs from base 206 to 2701 and encodes 831 amino acids.